This is a messenger RNA of Passer montanus (Eurasian tree sparrow), 1638 nucleotides long. RefSeq names its product ribosome biogenesis protein bop1-like. The record is from RefSeq and is a predicted model, not a curated record. The transcript is spliced from 6 exons. Gene Ontology annotation, cellular component: preribosome, large subunit precursor; PeBoW complex. Gene Ontology annotation, molecular function: protein binding; ribonucleoprotein complex binding. Gene Ontology annotation, biological process: ribosome biogenesis; maturation of LSU-rRNA from tricistronic rRNA transcript (SSU-rRNA, 5.8S rRNA, LSU-rRNA). Lineage: Eukaryota; Metazoa; Chordata; Aves; Passeriformes; Passeridae. The annotation marks the transcript as partial.
UUCCGGCAGGAGCUGGCCUGGCGGCAGCAGGAGCCGUCGGAGCGGCGCCUGAGCUUCGUGCCGCGGCGCUUCCCGAGCCUGCGCGCCGUGCCCGCCUACCCGCGCUUCAUCCACGAGCGCUUCGAGCGCUGCCUCGACCUCUACCUCUGCCCCCGCCAGCGCAGGAUGCGGGUCAACGUGGAUCCUGAGGAUCUCAUUCCCAAACUGCCCAGGCCGAGGGAUCUGCAGCCCUUCCCCACCACCCAGGCCCUGCUGGUGAUGCAGGUGACGUGGCACGGCCAGGGCGAUUCCUGUGCCCCGGUGGUGAUCCAGAGGCCGGUGACGCAGGUGACGUGGCACAGCCAGGGCGAUUCCUGUGCCCCAGCAAUGAUCCAGAGAGUCAGGAUUUCGGGAUCUCACCCAGAUCCCAUUCCCAAUCCCAUUUCCAUUCCGUUCCAGCCGGUGAUGCAGGUGACGUGGCACGGCAAGGGCGAUUACUGGGCCUCGGUGGUGCGGAACCCCGGCAGCCGGCAGGUGCUGAUCCACCAGAGCAGCCGGCGCUGGAGCCAGGAUCCCUUCCGGAAGAGCCCGGGGAUGAUCCAGUGCGUGCAGUUCCACCCGCUCCGGCCCUACUUCCUGGUGGCUUCCCAGCGCUCCGUGCGCAUCUACAACCUGCUGCGCCAGGAGCUCACCAAGAAACUCCAGAGCAACUGCCAGUGGAUCUCCAGCAUGGCCGUGCACCCCGGAGGUGCGGGAUCUGCCCGGGAACGCCGGGAUCUGCCAGAUCCGAGCUCCUGCAAAGGGAUGGGAUGUGCUCCCCCUCGCGGUGUUCCCCGCGGUGACGGCGGCUGUGUGUCCCGCAGGCACCACGGCCGCGCCGUGCGCUCGGUGGCGUUCCACCGGCGCUACCCGCUCUUCGCCUCCGGCUCCGACGACGGCUCCGUCAUCGUCUGCCACGGCAUGGUCUACAAUGACCUGCUGCAGAACGCGCUGCUGGUGCCGCUCAAGGUGCUCAAGGGCCACGCGCCCGCCCUGGACCUCGGCGUGCUCGACGUCGCCUUCCACCCCCAGCAGCCCUGGCUCUUCUCCUCCGGCGCCGACGGCACCGUGCGCCUCUUCACCUGACCCGGGAUCCACUGGGAUCCACUGGGAUCCAUCGGGAUCCAUCCCGGGAUCCAUGCCAGGAUCCACGCUGAUAUCCACACAGGAAUCCACCCCCAGCAGCCCUGGCUCUUCUCCUCCGGCGCCGACGGCACCGUGCGCCUCUUCACCUGACCCGGAUCCACCUGGGAUCCACACCGGGAUCCAUCCUGGGAUCCACACCCAGAUCCGCAGGGAUCCACCCCCAGCAGCCCUGGCUCUUCUCCUCCGGCGCCGACGGCACCGUGCGCCUCUUCACCUGACCCGGGAUCCACCUGGGAUCCAUCCCGGGAUCCACACCCGGGAUCCACACCGGGAUCUGCAGGGAUCCACACCCAGAACCUGACCCGGGAUCCACCCUGGGAUCCACCCUGGGAUCCCUGGCUCUUCUCCGAGGGCACUGUGUGACUCUACACCUGAAAUUCCCAGCGGGAUCCAACCGGAUCCGCUGCCUUCGGAAUUCCCAGCGCUCAAUAAAGGCUUUUUUUGGAUACGAUCCUGAUCUCCGUGUGCUGAAUU